This is a messenger RNA of Anoplopoma fimbria (sablefish), 1685 nucleotides long. RefSeq names its product NAD(P)HX epimerase (gene naxe). The transcript has 7 exons. Gene Ontology annotation, molecular function: NAD(P)HX epimerase activity. NCBI's taxonomy places the organism in Eukaryota, Metazoa, Chordata, Actinopteri, Perciformes, Anoplopomatidae. Gene Ontology annotation, cellular component: mitochondrion. The record is from RefSeq and is a predicted model, not a curated record. Bases 156 to 1007 code for a protein of 283 amino acids.
AGUGGGAGACACAGUGUUGUUGCACGUCCCUCUGACUAUUUUCUCUAUAUUAUUUAUCCGUAAGUUGUGGCACCGCAUUGUUUAUAAGAGAACACGUGCAUGUGAAGUUAUUUUAAAGAACGGCUUGCUAACUUUUGCAGUUUGGAUCCACCUGGAUGUUGAGUGCCCGGGCUCUGUUUGGGAUCGGCUUCCUGGUGACCUCAAGGGCCACGGUGGUCCUCGCUCAGACAGGGACAUGUCCGCUGUCCGCUGCAGCUAACAACCACAAGAAGGACUGUUUCACUAGCAGACCAGCAUCCACCAUGGCCAAGACUAUCAAAUAUCUCGGGCAGGAGGAGGCCCAGCACAUUGAUGAGGAGCUCUUCAGUGAGUAUGGCUUCAGUGUGGACCAGCUGAUGGAGCUGGCUGGACUCAGCUGUGCCACAGCCAUCGCCAGGGCUUAUCCAAUCAACUCCCUGGUCAAGGCCAGACCUUCUCUGCUGGUGAUUUGUGGACCUGGUAACAAUGGAGGCGACGGCCUGGUCUGUGCACGACAUCUUAAACUCUUUGGUUACGAGCCGACCGUCCUGUACCCGAAGAGGCCAAACAAGCCUCUGUUCCAGGGCCUGACCACGCAGUGCCAGAAAAUGGAGAUCCCCUUCCUGACUGAGAUGCCUGAGGCUGCAGUGAUCGAUGAGGCCUACAACCUGGUGAUAGACGCCAUCUUCGGCUUCAGCUUUAAGGGUGCGGUGCGAGAGCCUUUUGGUUCCAUCCUGGACGUGCUGAAGAAGACGACAGCCCCUGUGGCCAGCAUCGACAUCCCCUCAGGUUGGGAUGUGGAGCAGGGCAGCGCAGAUGGACUGCAGCCUGACAUGCUCAUCUCUCUCACUGCUCCCAAGAAGUCUGCCAGUUUGUUCAGAGGACGAUACCACUUCCUGGGAGGCCGGUUUGUGCCACCGGGCCUGGAGAGGAAGUACCAGCUCAACCUGCCUCCGUACCCCGGCCUGGACUGUGUGCUACAACUGUAGGGAACGAUGCACCCAAGGGUCGAUGAGAGGAAGAGUCUCGUCUCUAAAUACUAUUGGGGAAAUAAUUCUCAUCUACCUUUUUUUUUCUCAAAGAUUUAUAUGAGAAGUUUGAUACCGCUCUGGAAGUUAUAGCGUAGCUUAGCAUAAAGACUGGAAACGGGUAGCCUGGCCCUGUAAGCGUAACUCUUAAAAUCACAAGUUAACACGUAGCUCGUUUGUUUUUAUUAACACACAACAGAAAUGUAAAAAUGACAAUUUGUAGUUGCACAUGACGUAAGAUCUUUUACAAUUUUUGCCUCCUAACUCCAGCUCUGUACUUAACACUCUGACAUGAGAGUGGUAUCAGUCUGUCGGUCUAACUUUUGGAAAUAAAUCAAAUAGUUGGUAAUUUAAUCGGUUCCCAUUGAGUGGAUGAUGAUGCCUAUAAAUCCAAUAUGGUGCUUAUAAUAGAGCUUUAUUAACUGUAAAAAAUAUUUUUGAAGCAUGAAGCUUUAUCGUUGUGGUUGCUUCAGCUAUAUGAAAAUAAAAACAAACAGAAAGAUGAUCGAGUUAUCUAUGUUAUUAUUAUUUCUGUAACAAAAGCCAUCCAUUUCAACUCUGAAGAAAAUAAGACUUCUGCAUCAAGUGUACUUUUUUCAGUUUUUAUUGUUACAUAUUAAGAUUUCAUUGAAUGUACAA